This is a messenger RNA of Funneliformis caledonium, 1322 nucleotides long. NCBI's taxonomy places the organism in Eukaryota, Fungi, Glomeromycota, Glomeromycetes, Glomerales, Glomeraceae. The record is from the annotation of a GenBank genome assembly.
CAUCAAGAUUAUGUGUUAGAAUGCAAUUUGAUCAUUGGAAUCAUGCAAAUUUGGUCUUGUUAGCUUAUGGACAACAGACUGGCUUUGUAUGGCGAAUUCAAGACAAAUAUCUUGAUAAAAAUGGGGGAGUAUAUAAGCAAUCAGUUAAAAUAGAAUGUACUUGUUUUAUUAAUAUGUGUUGGCCACUUAAAUCACCAGGACCAUCUAUUACUAAAAUGAAUCUCGCAUAUUAUGGUCAUACACUUAAUUCUGAAACUAUUAAGUUUGCAAAUAUAUAUAGACAAUUUCCUCAAAAUAUUAUAGAAUUUAACGCUGAUAUGUCAUCAACUCAAAGAGUGGAAUCAAUAAAUGCUAUUGUUCACAAAUAUGUUAUUCUCAUUCAUCACUAUUGGAAUGCUUUAAUGGUAUACAAAAUAUGCUCUUCUCUGAACUUCAAAAAGCAGAAUAUCGGGAUUACUUGUGAUUUACCUUUUAGCAUUGCUUCUUUUUCAGCAGUUCGUGUAUUUUCUAAAUUAGUGGAAAGUUUUAAAGAGUUUUUAACAGAUGAAGUAUUCCAUAUUCAAAAGGCUCAAAUUGAUAUUGAUGAGUUUGAUACCUCAGCUUGUAUUGAGGAUUCUAUAGAUAAAUCACAAGUUGCACUUAAAUCUCUCAUCAACCAUGUUAAUAUUACUAAUAUUCUGGAAAUUUUGAAAGUUAAACAUAUGGCAACAAAUACAUCUUCAACAAACUAUGUAGCAUUAUUGAUGUUACGAAUACAAACUGCAAAAUUUGCCAUUACUUUAAUAAAGAAUCAGUGGUAUAAGAAAGAUAUUAACAUACAAAAUAUUAAUACCAUAUAUGAUUUACUUGGAAUAUAUCAUCAAGAGACUAAUACUGCAACUGAAAAUUCUGCUCUAAAUUCUAUAUAUAAGAUUCAGAAUCUAAGACAAGACUCAUUAGGUCGAAAGUUAACAACAUUAGCUGCUGAAUUUAAUUUAACACAUGUUUCAGCUACUAUGUGGGGUUUAAUUGAACAAGUAGAGCAAAUAGAGCAAUUAAAUAUUAAUAGCACAAGCGAUAAUCGAUCUCAAGAAAUAGUUCAAAAUCUAUCACAAGCAAGUGCAAAAGGAAAACCUGCUAAAAGAUUGAAGUCAUGUGUUGAAAAUAAUUCAAAGAAAUCUAAUAGUAAACAAAUAAAUACUAAUGUUUGUUUUGGAGAUGCUUAUAUAUGUCAAAAUUGUUCUGCGAAUGGACAUAAUGCAAGAAGUUAUACUACGCUAUGCAAAAUUUACAAAGAAAAUGGGCAUACUUAUUUACACUGUCAAAAUAAAGAGAAUGUUUAA